This is a messenger RNA of Danio rerio (zebrafish), 5332 nucleotides long. It is a transcript of the gene ube3c, whose product is annotated as ubiquitin protein ligase E3C. Gene Ontology annotation, molecular function: ubiquitin protein ligase activity; ubiquitin-protein transferase activity. Gene Ontology annotation, biological process: protein polyubiquitination. NCBI's taxonomy places the organism in Eukaryota, Metazoa, Chordata, Actinopteri, Cypriniformes, Danionidae. The record is from RefSeq and is marked validated.
GCAAGAGCUACGAUUUCGGUUUUGUUUUCUUUGAUUUCCAGUCGCUGAACUAUACCGUUCGGCUGAUCAUUCUGUAAAGUCAGCACUUUGAUCCUCUGCAAACAGGGGUACUUUCAUUGAUCUCUGCUCGAUGGGAAAAGUGUAACCAUGUUCAGUUUUGAGGGAGAUUUCAGAAGAACACCCAAGGUGUCCCUUGGUGGUGCUAGCAGAAAAGAGGAAAAAGCAUCACUUCUUCAUCGAACACAAGAAGAGCGAAGAAAAAGAGAGGAUGAGAGGAAAAGAUUGAAAAAUGCAAUCAUCAUUCAGUCUUACAUAAGGGGAUACCAAGACAGGAAACAGCAAUAUGCCAUUCAGAGGGGCUCCUUUGACCACUGUGUGUGUCAGUGCCAGUCAGGCUCUGGCCCUCAGCUUACAGACAGUGCCAUACUCAGCCAACUGGUUCGCCAGCUUCUCUUUUUUUACAGACUAAGUGAAGACAGACCAAGAAUGAUCUGGAUGUGUCAGUGUUUAGUAAAGCAUCAUGCUCAGUUUGUCAAGCUGCUGACGGGGCCAGAAAGACAGAUCUGUCUGUUUCAGAUCAAGAGGUUACUGGGACACUGUUGCAGGUUAUUGCAAUCAUGUGAAGAUGACAGUCUGAAUGUGGCGGUUCCAAUGCGGAUGCUGGAGGUGUUUUCAUCUGAGAGAACCUACUUGCCCUUUCUACAGGAUGAAAAUUGUGUCACUUCACUUAUUGAGCAAAUUUUGCACUAUAUGGUACAGAAAGGAUUCUACAGGUCUCUGUAUGUUUUAGUGAAUCACAAGUUGCCGUCAAGUCUAGAAUACAGUGAUACCCCUUCCAUACCAUUGGCACAAACACUGCUGGAACACACACUCAAGCCUCUGCACUUUACAUACAGCUCCUGUCCUCCAGAUACCAGGCAGUUUGUUUUUUCAGCCUUCACCGAGGAGUUCAUCUCCGCGCCUUUCACUGAACAAAUCUAUCAUUUCUUCGUGCCAGCUUUGUCGGACCCAAAACUAGCUUUCCCAUUUCAAAACUUCCUUUGGUCCCUCCAGGCCACCAUAGCCUCUUCUGUGCAGGCCAGAACUCAGGCUCCCUGGCUCUUUUACUUUGUGCUCUCAGUCGGAGAAUCAGGACUGAGUUCACUCUCAGAGGAAGGGUUGCUGUUAUACCUGAAUGCUCUACAGACGCUUUUGCCUUUGUUGCCAGUGACAGAGUGUAACAGUAGAGCUGACAUCAACAGUGAUUCAGAAGAUGAGGAGGAAAUGACCGUACAGCAUCCUGCAGCACCGGAUGGCAGUUGGAUAUCUGUGCAUUACAUAACGGAGGAAUGUGUACAGAAGUUGGACACCAAGCAGCAGACUAAUGCUCUGUUAACAUUAGUGUGGAGAGACUCAGCAAGUGAAGAUGUCUUCACCAUGAUGGCCUCCAUCUGUCACACGUUGAUGGUGCAACACCGUAUGAUGGUGCCACGAGUCAGGCUUCUCUACAGUUUAGCCUUCAAUGCACGCUUUCUUCGGCACCUCUGGUAUUUAAUCACAUCUAUGAAGACUAAAAUGAUCACAGGCUCUAUGGUUCCCUUGUUGCAGGUGAUGUCUCGAGGUUCUCCAAUGACUCUGGAGGACUCUAACAGGAUCAUCCCUCUCUUCUAUCUCUUCAGUUCACUCUUCAGUCAUUCACUCAUCUCUGUGCACGACAGCGAGUUCUUUGGCAGCUCAGCUGAUGGUCAGAGCCAGUCGUCCAUGAUGCCCUUCUCUCUGGGAGAGUUGGUGACGUUGUCUCGGUGUUUGCGGGAUGCAUGUUUGGGAAUCAUAAAGCUGGCCUAUCCUGAGACUAAGACAGAGCACAAAGAGGAGUAUGUAGCGGCAUUUCGUAGUGUCGGAGUAAAAACCAACAGCCAAGUACAGCAGCGCAUUCAAGCUCAGCAGAAACGAUGGGUGCAGCUCUUUAAGGUGAUUACCAACCUUGUGAAAAUGCUGAAAGCCCGAGAUAUCCGAAGACCAUUCUGUCCAUCGGGUCAUUGGCUUUCUGAUGAGGUCAACAUCAGGGCAGACAAGGUGACUCAGCUCUAUGUGCCGUCUGCGAGGCAUAUGUGGAGAACCAGGCGAAUGGGACGAAUCGGACCACUUCAGUCCACAUUAGAUGUUGGACUGGAGCCUCCACCAUUGUCAGUAUCAGAGGAGAGACAUUUGGCAAUUCUCACUGAGCUACCGUUUGUUGUGCCCUUUGAGGAGAGAGUGAAGAUUUUUCAGAAGUUGAUCUAUGCUGAUAAGCGAGAGGUUCAAGGCGAGGGCCCUUUUUUGGAUGGGGUUAACGUCACCAUACGACGGAAUUACAUCUAUGAAGAUGCAUAUGACAAAUUAUCCCCUGAGAAUGAGCCUGAUCUAAAGAAGCGGAUCAGGGUUCAUCUUCUCAAUGCUCACGGGCUUGAUGAAGCUGGCAUUGACGGAGGAGGAAUAUUUAGAGAGUUUCUGAAUGAGCUGUUGAAGUCAGGCUUUAAUCCUAACCAAGGCUUCUUCAAGACCACCAAUGAAGGUCUUCUUUACCCGAGUCCCACUGCAGAGAUGCUUGUGGGAGAAUCCUUCACCCGCCAUUACUACUUUCUUGGCAGGAUACUGGGAAAGGCGCUGUAUGAAAACAUGCUAGUGGAAUUGCCCUUUGCCAGUUUCUUCCUGUCCAAGCUUUUAGGCACCAGUGCAGACGUGGACAUCCACCAUCUGGCCUCUCUAGAUCCAGAGAUGUACAGAAACCUGCUUUUCCUUAAGAGCUAUGAAGGUGACGUGGAAGACCUCGGCCUAAACUUUACAGUGGUUAACAAUGAUCUCGGGGAGGCCCAGGUGGUCGAGCUCAAACCAGGGGGAAAGGACAUCCCGGUAACCACAGCCAACAGGAUAGCCUACAUCCAUUUAGUGGCCGAUUACCGUCUGAACAAACAGAUCAGAGCACAUUGCCUGGCCUUUCGACAGGGUCUGGCCAACGUGGUCAACCUGGAGUGGCUGCGAAUGUUUGAUCAGCAGGAAAUCCAGGUAUUGGUUUCUGGUGCACAUGUGCCCAUCUGUUUGGAAGACCUGAAGAGAUUUACUAACUACUCGGGUGGUUAUUCGGCAACUCAUCCAGUCAUCAAAAUCUUCUGGGAUGUAGUGGAGAGCUUCAGCGAUGAGGAGAAACGCAAGCUGCUCAAGUUUGUCACAAGCUGCUCACGACCUCCGCUCUUGGGCUUUAAGGAGCUGUACCCAGCCUUUUGCAUUCACAACGGAGGCACUGACCUGGAGCGCCUCCCCACCGCUAGCACUUGCAUGAACCUUUUGAAGCUGCCAGAGUUCUGCGACCCUCAGCUAAUGAGGAACAAGCUGCUCUACGCUAUCGAAUCGUCCGCUGGCUUCGAGCUCAGCUGAGGGAAAACCACAAUUCCUUGAUGGCCUUGAAACUCAGACAAGAAGCUGCGGCCUUCAGUCAUAGUGACCAGCGAGGAAAUAAACAGCUAGUCCAUCCGCUGUGGAUCUACAGUGAUUCGCAGAAGUUGUGGCAUGAACAAAUGCGCUCCGUUUUAUUUUUUACUUCAAAUAGACUAAACAUGUAAAUAACACAUUUAUAAAUUCCAAGCAGCAUCCAAGAAAAGCACUAACACUGAAGCGGAACAUCUGAAUGUUGAAGAUACUGAGGGAAUAAAAUGGCUACGGAAAAUCGACAUGCAGAUUUACCUUUAGUUUUUGCAUUGCUAACAUCAAAGGCAAUCUUUUAAGACGAUGCCAUUUUAAGGUUGCGACUGCUCCUUGUCACCAUAUAGUGCAGCACAUAUUGAGUGUCUAUCAAUAAAGAUGCAUGCAUUAACCUCGCUGACUCGAGCUCAAACAUAAGCUUCUACGAUGUAACAGCAUGGCGAAAAUACAAACAUUAGCUUCAUACAAACGCUCAUGCCUUGACACGGGGCCUGCUAAUAAAAUUCUGAGCUAUUAAUUUUCCUGGCUAAAAAGAUGACUUUAUAGCUAAUGUGCCCAACAAAGAAGUUUAAUCGAGUCAUGGUGGGAUGUGUGAGGUUAACGGGUGGUAGGACAGAAAAUGGCGUGCAGUCGUCUUGUUUUUAAUCAUGUAGAAAUGAUGAGUUUUACUGACAGAAUGGAGCUGCAGCACACAGUUUGAUAUUUCAGUGCAACAAACAGGCCCGAUUGGAAGAAUUCAGGCCUUAAGAUCCAUUGCGUUUAACCAAAAUAAAUUUUCAACACAUUUUGAUCUUGGCAUUACAGCAAUGGAUGAUGAUGCUGAUGUUUGUGCAAUAAAAUUAAACCAGAGAUUUUGAGGACAUGCAGGUUGUUUUUAGGCUAGUGGUUCAAGGAGGUUUUUUUUUGAUGAAUGAAGUAUAAAUAUGACUUUGAAGCCUUUAUCUGGACACUAAUCCAACGUCUGCUGUAGCACAGAACAAUUCAGAUAAACACACUCUGUAAAAAAGGUCUGUAAAUUAGCAUUUUUCUGUAUUUUGCCAUUCAUGUUUGUUCUUUCAAGUUUAUUUAGGCUUUUGAAUUGCAUUCGGAGAUUUUGAUCUUUCCUCUAACAACUUCUGAUGUUAAAAAGUUUGAUAAAGUGACUUUUAACUCUGACAUUUUUAGUAGUUUGAACUGAUGCUGAGUGUGUAAAUUACAGUUCAAAAACCUGGUAAUAAUGUACCAGAGCCACAGAUUUAUUUCUGCAUAUUUUAUUUCUUAUUCAACGAAUUGUUUCAUUUCGUUAAACCGCACAGUUGAAUUUUCCACAUCAGAAGUCAUCAAAGCAGAGAUCAUUAUGCAAAACGCAAAUAAAUGGAAAAGCUGUCAAUCACAAAAUACAGAAAGCGUUAAUUAACAAAUCAUUUGAGCAGUGCAAGACUCGAGCGUUUACUUUCAACAUCCUGCGAUUGCUUCAUUUGAUUUGCUGCUACUUGCCGGGUUCUGAAAGGACAUGUUGGUUGUUUGAUUGGCAGAGAGCUGAAGAUGAUGUAUUUGUGAAUAUGUACAUGUCUACAUCUUUUAACGUCCGCACAGCAUUUGUACAAGACUUUUCAUUUGUCUGCUGUCAGUAGUCACCUGUUCCUCAACACCCAACGUCAUACAGGUGCUGAAUAUCUGAUUGUAGAUGUGUAGAGUUUGUCUUGAUGUUGGUGAUGAGAACGACAAGUGAUUGCAUUUGUGUGUGUAAAAAAAAAAAAAAAGUGUGCGUUUACUAAAGUGUACAUGCCCUGAAUGACAAAGACGGCUCUUCAAUCUGUGUAUCAGAGGGUAUGGCAGUUAUUAAAUAUGUUUUGGGGUUUUAUUUGCACCGGAGAGGUUUCUGAAUCUUUUGUUGAAACUGAGUAAAAACUCU